Molecule: messenger RNA, 2814 nt
Organism: Verruconis gallopava
Lineage: Eukaryota; Fungi; Ascomycota; Dothideomycetes; Venturiales; Sympoventuriaceae
Exons: 2
Coding region: 1-2814 (937 amino acids)
Biological process (GO): regulation of synaptonemal complex assembly; meiotic cell cycle
Source: RefSeq, a predicted model, not a curated record
AUGCCACAUGCACCGAUACAGUCUGUCCUAAACUUCGCAAACGAAAUCGAGAUCGGUUCGCCUAGCCUGACGCCUGAUCUGCGGACCAGAAUCUCCUGUCUGCCUGCAGAAAAUAUCCAGCCGAAGCAACGAGCUGCAUUCGAGACUCGAGGAACUGAACUUUGGAAUAUUGCAACGCGUCACAGUCGCGAGCUUGGCGUCCGCAACGAUGCUAGCGAUCAAGAGGGCACCAAGAAUACACUGCUUCGCGUUUUUGCAUUCGGCAUGCUUGACACCGCAGCGAGAAGCAGAAACAAUCAAUCGAAGCGCCUUGAGUCGUGCACGCGCAUUCUGAAAGUUGCCUUCAAGACCAUGAAGGCAUGUCUGCGAUCUGGAGAGCUAGAUUUGGCAAGCAAAGUGGCUCAGAGCGCGGCUUUCUGGGUAAGCGAAAGUGAGGGGCUGAUGCCGGAGGAUUUGAAGUUGAAGAUGGAGGCGGAAUACUACAUUUGGCGAGUGGCUCUGGUAGGUGUAACGUCUCGACCUAGCACCGGGACGUUUACUCAUGCGGAUGUUCAGGCGUGGCAACAAGACAAAUUGGAUGUCGCCGAGCACAUGUACGGGAAGUUUGGGAAAGAUGUACGAUGCCAUCCAGAUUCCGCAGAGGACCUCGCAGAUACUCUUUAUGAGCUCGGAAAAAGCCUGUUCGUCAAAUCGCAUUACGAACUCGCAGCCACCUGGCUAGAGCGAGCGUUUAAUGCAAUUGAUUCAGUUGACCUUGGUCAGCUCAGCGACGAUUCUGGGGAGCUGAGGCUGGCGAUACUUCAGUUGCUCGUUAGAUCGUUACUGAUGAUCAAGACCACCGCGGCCAUAGAUAAAGCUAGACAUUUCGUCGGCCUCGUCGAACUUAACUAUUCGGACAAGCUUGUAGCAGCGUUGUUGAAGCUCGAAAUGCUGUCAGCUGAAACGUCACCGAAUGCCGCAGACUACUUCGAUAUGGUAAACCGGGUGAUACGAACAACUAUGCUGACGAGGGCGAAUUUCAAAACCAUCAUGCACCACAUACAUAAGCUCAAAAAGCUUAGUGCCACACUUGCAUCGAGGGCCCUUGACAACCUCAUCCACAGUCGGCUAUUUGACGACGCAAAGGAUGAUUGGAUCGAACGUGCUUGUAUGAUGCGCAUUUGGAUAGCCACAACAGUAGAAGAUGGGUUGCCGAACUUUUCAGCUCUCAAAGAACUCUUUGACAAGAUCCAUCAUACUAGACUCCGGUCGUUCUCCUCGACAGCCGCGUAUGCUGCGCAAACACUGAUGUGGUCGAACAUUGAGCGCGCAUACAACGAGAAAGAAUAUGACUUGGUUGAGAGGUUUUGUGAACUCGCUUUGCACGAAUUGUUUUCGAAGUGCGGGGAGUUAAAUCGCGCCAAAGUAGCCAGAAAAUGGAUACUAAGCACAAUUAAAAAAGGUGACAGUAAUGUUGCUCGCAAAGUCUAUUUUCAGUUACCAGAGACAGCACGCAAUGCACCAGAGACAAGGUAUCUAAUGCAUAGAGUUGCUCUAAGAGAAAAUGAUCCCGCAUUCGCUGCAGAAUGCCUCAAUAUCGUUGCUAUGCAUGCGGACAAAGACUCGACUCGACUUUAUGCGUGUGUCCUUGACGCCGUAGAACUUGGUGAUGGUCAGCAAGCAUAUCUUGCUCUAAAGAAGGCCCUUGAGGCUUAUGAGAAGGGAGUGACUAAUGGUGUCCAUCUACCUGCUUUGCUUCGCUGUAUGAUUAGGACAAUUGAGCCAAGCACGAGAAGUUCCGCGGACAAUGGUCAUGAAAUUGAGCAGGCAAUCGAGUCCAUAUGCUCGGUCUUCGAGACUGCUGUUCAAUAUGCAAAGAAACCGGUGUCGAAUAAUGCAUUCACCGUGGCUGAACUAACUUGGUUUUCGAAGAACUGCUAUAAUGUCGCGGUGGACCAUAUGACUCAGAUUCAUCCUUCUCUUCUACUUCGUCUCUGUUUGGCAUGCGACCAACUAAUCGAACGACUGACACCUGACGCCCCGUCAGCCGUAAAAAAAGAUCUUCGCUUGAGGCACAUAUUUUGCAAGUACCUCAUCGUAACUACUUUCAUCAUCCUUGCUCGAGGAGAAGACUGCAUUGAGCAUUCCCUCAAUCACUACAACGAUACACUAAAACACGCUGCAGUCUUGAGACGAAUCAUUUGCGAGCAUAUGGAGGAUGAUACUCUGAGCGACUCGAUAAAAACGAACUUAGUCGCUAAGCACGUUCAAACCAUUAAAUAUGAACUAGAAGCGACACUACGACUGAAGAAGUGGGAUGAUCUCUCCAAGCUUUUUGAACAGUGUUGGAAGUAUGAGGAUCCCAAGCAGUGGAGCACACUCGCUGAUAUCUCUUUUUCCAUUCAUGCAGAGUUGUGUGAACAAGGACCGGAAUUGAUGCUCGCGCAUCAAAAUGAUGUUCUGAUGUUCAUUGAGCGGAUUGUGGCUAAGAGUUGGAAGCCUCAUGAGCCCAUUGAGAAGCUGGCUAAGUACUUAAGAUGUUUCUUCCAGCUUACUUUGGGCAAGGAGGACAGUCUAGCAGUGCAUUGCAUUGACCAGGUUACCAGUAUUGCUAACAAAUGCAAGAUUGGAAAAAACCCAUAUCCACUGGCUGAGCUAGAGUGGAUGGCUAUCACAGCGUUCAACCAUUCUGUGACAUGUUACUGCAUUAAAGAUGAUGUGAGCUGCCAGUUGUGGGCCGAAAAGGCGAUGAUGCUUGCGUCACAUGCAGAUGAUGGCGGAGCUCUCAGCGAUGAGCUGCAAAAGAAGUAUGCCCAGAUGCGGUGGGAAGAUUGA